Molecule: messenger RNA, 1336 nt
Organism: Ostrinia furnacalis (Asian corn borer)
Lineage: Eukaryota; Metazoa; Arthropoda; Insecta; Lepidoptera; Crambidae
Product: alpha-(1,3)-fucosyltransferase C-like
Exons: 2
Coding region: 47-1336 (429 amino acids)
Cellular component (GO): membrane
Molecular function (GO): fucosyltransferase activity
Source: RefSeq, a predicted model, not a curated record
ACACAGUCACAAACAUAAAUGCCGGUUUUUAAUUAAAAUUACAAAAAUGAUACCUUUUAUGAGCUUCCCAAUGUGUUCAUCGAGGCGCAUGGUUUCUUACACAUGUUGCUUCGUCACCGUAUGUUUAGUUUUACACGUUUGGAUUAUGACAGACAUUUUUCGAUUCGUAGACAACGUGUCUUCUGUGUUUUUUACGAGAAACAAAGGCCAAAGUAUUCACGCUUCUACCAAACAAUAUUAUAAAACUCGAACUACUACUGAAGUGAAAUACGUGCUCAUGUGGAAAAGAUAUUACUUGAUUAAAUCAAACGACGGGGUAGACAUAUUUCCAACGUUACACUGUCCAGUAUCUAACUGCGUAUUCACAGAUAACAGGAAACUUUUAGGAAAUGACUAUAGCAAUUUCGAUGCCCUUAUUUUUGACUACGAGCUUACAAAGAAAGACGAUAAGCCGGUGAAGCGAUCACGGUCUCAGAUAUACAUUUUCACAACAAUCGAGUCUUCGUACACGCAGCCUCUGUGUGAGGUGACCAAUGAUAAUUUCUUCAACUGGACGUUUACUCCGCGGCUCGAUUCUGAUGUGUUGUGGCUGUAUUUUGUGGUAACGGAUACUAGCGGAACUGUGGUAGCUCCACGUCGAAAUGUGAAGUGGAAAACCAGUUUGGAACCUGUGAGACCUGAAAUAAAGACUAUUUUGCGUCGCAAGAAGAAAACGGCAGCUUGGCUCGUUAGUCACUGCACAACAGAUAGUUUCCGGGACCAGUACUUGUCGCGACUGCAGGAGCAUCUCUACCACUACUCGCUGCGAAUCGACGUGUAUGGCAUGUGCUCGAACAAUAAGUGCCCCAACGACAACUGCGACGAGUUAAUUAAAAACGAAUAUUACUUUUAUAUGGCUUUUGAAAACUCAUUCGCCGUGGAUUAUGUUUCCGAGAAAGUUUUACAUGGCUACAAUAAUUACGCCAUCCCCAUUGUGUAUGGCGGUGCAAAUUACAGCAGAUUCCUUCCACCGGGUUCCUACAUCAACGCCAGAGAAAUACACCCUUACAACCUGGCUUACAUAAUACAAGAGGUGGUGAAAACUCCUGCCCUUCAGGAAACCUUCUUCAGGUGGACCAACCUUUACAAGAUAACCGAUGACCCGAAGGUUUACCACCCCCUCUGCGAUCUCUGCAAAGCUCUACACAGUACCAAAGCACUGUUUGCUCCAGCAAAGAAGAAUAUCAGGGUUUGGUGGAACGGCCGUAACGGCAUGAAGUGGUGCCUAUCUGACAGCUACUGGAACGAAUCAUCCAAAGUCAACAUUGACGCUAAGCAUAUUUUUCCUUUGUAUUAA